CCAGAGGGCCCAGAACGCCUGGCCUACGUGACCUGGCUCUCCAGCACCGUCGUCGGCGAAAACAGCGAGAACCUCGAUGAAGACAACUAUUUCAUUGCAACCCGCCUCCUAGUAUGGCAGCUGCUGCACAACGAGAAGACACGCACCACUAACAACAUCGAUGUGGUGGUGGUUGUGACCCCCGACGUCUCCGAAUCACGCAUCUGGCGCCUGAAGAAAGACGGUGCUAUUGUCAAGCACAUCGAGUUUGUCCACGGCAACAACGACGGCUGGCUGCACCCCUCCGAAUCCCGCUGGAGCGACAUCAUGUCCAAGCUGCGCGUGUGGCAGCUGACCGAGUACUCGCGGAUUCUAAUGUUGGACAGCGACAUGGUCCUGCAGCGGCCGCUUGAUGGCAUCUUCGACGAGCCAGGUGCCCAGAUCAUGCCGACGCUCACGAAUGUUACCGCAAAGGACGACGAGCCGGAUCUGCCAGAGAACUACCUCCUCGCAUCCUUCGGCGAGACGUUCAACGAAGACCAUGGCUACCCCCCGGACUGGGACCACGGGCUAAAAAAGUAUGGCAAAUUCUGUGCGGGCUUCUUCAUCCUGAAGCCCUCGGAGACCAUCUUCAACUACUACAAAGCCCUCCUCGACAUCGAGGGCCGCUUCGACUCGAAGUACAUGGAGCAGAACUUGCUCAACUACGCCCACCGCUGGGACGGCGCCAUGCCAUGGCGAGAGAUCCCGACGACCUGGAACAUCCGAUCAAUCAACGACCACGAUUUCGACGAAGGUGUCGCUUCAAUGCAUGAAAAGUGGUGGGAUUUGAUAUUUAGUAAGAGUGAGAAGAUCAUGGGGUUUAUGAAGGCGCAGCGGUGGCAGAUGGAGGGAUACUACAAAGCAAUCGAC
Molecule: messenger RNA, 891 nt
Organism: Mytilinidion resinicola
Lineage: Eukaryota; Fungi; Ascomycota; Dothideomycetes; Mytilinidiales; Mytilinidiaceae
Product: nucleotide-diphospho-sugar transferase
Exons: 1
Biological process (GO): protein N-linked glycosylation
Molecular function (GO): glycosyltransferase activity
Source: RefSeq, a predicted model, not a curated record